GAGCUGUCAUUAGUAUGUACCCUGAAAUGUUGACAACAAAAGAGAUAUCUCGACAUCUCAUUUCGCAGCAAGACGAUGAUGGUACCUGCAGAAUUGUACAUACAGAGAUGGUAGAUGUUUUGCCACCCGUCUAGUCUUACCGACCAAUACCACGUGGUCGCGUACAGAAAACACGUGCAUAUGGCGUUACAACAAAAAUAACAACAAGUGAGGUGGACGAUAAAUUCUGGUCUUCUUAAACUUUUCCUGUGAUGAGAUUCACCUGUGACUUGCCCUAUGGCAGAGAAGGCAGAGUUCUGCUUUGAGGGAACACCAAGGGUCCAGUAUGAUAGAAAGUUGACAGAAAGGAAAUCAUAUCGACUUCAACCUAAAGCAGCAUAAUGGAUGUGUCAGACCUGUAUGAAAGAGCCAUAAAGGAAGUAGAGGAAAAUGUCAAGUUGUUUGGAACUCCAACAUGUACAGAGGAAAUACCAAACCUGUUUACAGACAGUGUUAAUGGUAACGAGUUUAGUGACACCUCUAACCAACAGAAAAGUCCCAACAAACGUAUGAAAGAGAAACCGUACAAAUGCCCGAUCUGUGGCCUGGGGUUUAACAAGGAGAACAAACUGCAGAUACACGUAAGUAAACAUACGGGAGAGAAACCAUACAAAUGUGAUAUCUGUGGUAAAGGUUUGAGUAGGUCUACUCACUUACAGGAACACAUCAGGACACAUACAGGAGAGAAGCCAUACAAAUGUGAUGUCUGUGGUAAGGGGUUUAACCAGACUGCGAAUCUACUGCGACACACCAGGACCCAUACAGGAGAGCGGCCCUUUGAAUGUGAUAUCUGUGGUAAGGACUUUGUCCUGUCACAACACAUGAGAACACACUACCGACAACACACAGGGGAGAAGCCGUUCAAAUGUGAUGUCUGUGGUAAGGUGUUUAGUGAGUCGGGAAAUCUUCAGAAGCACAACGCUACACAUAAGGGGAUAGAGAUGUAUGGGUGUGAAGUAUGUGGCAAAGGUUUUACCACAAGUUCUAGUCUACACUCGCACAUCAGGACUCAUACUGGCGAGAAACCAUACAAAUGUGAAACGUGUGGUAAGGAAUUUAGUCGAGCUGAUGUCCUUCAGAGACACAACAGGACACAUACAGGAGAGAAGCCAUACAGUUGUGAAUUCUGUGGUAAGGGGUUCAGUCAGGCGAGUCAGCGUCAGAAACAUCGCAGAAUACAUACAGGAGAAAAACCCUACAAAUGUGACGUUUGUGGUAAAAACUUCAGCCUGAUUCAGAAUCUACAGACCCAUCUGAGGACACACUCUGGUGAUAAGCCUUACAAGUGUGAUAUCUGUGGUAAGGCAUUUAAUCACAGAUCCAACUUAAAGACACAUAUCAAAACGCACACGAAAGAGAAAGAUUUCAAGUGUGAUGUUUGUGAAAAGAGUUUCUCUACGUCAGGUGACCUGAGUUCACACUCAAUGUCACACACAGGAGAGAAGGCUUUCAUAUGUGGUAUUUGUGAAAAGGGAUUUAGUCGGUCUCAGUACCUAAAAAUCCACAUGAGGAUGCAUACAGGGGAAAAACCAUACAAAUGUGAUCUCUGUGGUAAAGAAUUUAAUGACUCGCGUGACUUGAAGAUACACAUACGGGGACAUACAGGAGAGAAGCCAUACGUGUGUGGUGUUUGUGGCCAGGGCUUUAAACAGACAUCCAACCUGACAUCACAUCUGAGAAAACAUUCUGAAGCAAAACCAUAUGUCUGUCACGUUUGUAGCAGGGGGUUUAAACGGCCUAAUAAUCUGAAAACACACAUGAAAACCCACUCCAUAGACCAGAAGUAUAAAUGUGAUAUCUGUGAUAAGAGGUUUAGUCAGCCCUGUAACCUACAGAGACACCUGGUGACACAUACUGACGACAGAGAGACUGACGACAGAAAAACGGUGAGAGAGAUGUAUCUGGUGGAGAGGUCUGAUAAACCGUCGACCUACUUUACUCAGACACAAAUGACCUACAUAGCUCCUACCUAACAUUUCUUUGGUGUUCUCUAGAAGAUGACCAGUUUGAUGUUUAGUGAAGAGUUAUGCUUCAGUUUAAGAUAUGCUUCCGUAUACAAUCAAUGGUCAGUGACUACAAUGCCAGUAGAAUUGUGUAGACGGAGACAUUUUGUUAUUCAUUUACAGUCAACUUUAUAAAUAGUGAAGUCACAAACAACAACAAAAAAACCUGAUUUGCUGCACAGUGAAUAUCUCUUAUCAAUUGGUAAUAAUUAACUUUGGAAAAAAAGAAGUAUUUUUCAAGAUCCCUGGUAUUUUGUUGAAGUUAUAUACCCUUAUGUUAAACUUAGAAAAACACCAUGAUAUACAUGUACUAGUAUAUUUACUAGUGUUUUACAGCUAGGUCAUGUUUUGUUUUUCUCUCCAUAUAUGGAGAUUGUUAUUUCAUUUCUACACUAUAUAGUUCACACUGUAUAUUUUUAUCAAUAUUUUUAUCAACUUUAAUGAUUAUAAUGUAUAAGAAUUUUUGAUAUUUUGCAUACUUUCAUCAGAUGGUAGGUUGUUCAAGUCACACUUCUCUGUGGCUAUCCAUUCAUAAACUAUCCUUGUAACCAUAAUUUCAAUGAAAUUAAAUUCUUAACCAAAUAUUUAAAUGGAUCUUUUUUAAAUUCCAUAUGUAGGUUCUGCUUGGUUCCUGUAGUCGUUCAUGUUAUAUUUUGAGAAUGACUGGAUAACAACCUUUUUGGAUUUUGACAAUAGAAGUUUCUUAAAAUGCUUAUGUAAUUAACAGAUAUUUCUAAGAUUUUAUGUGUAGGUUCCGGUUGGUAACUGUUAGAGGGAAAAAAUGGCCGAUAGGCCACAAUUUUCAGUUUUGACAGUUGAAGUUUGUUACCACUAUUUCUCAGAAAUUACCAAAUGGAUGUUCCCAAACUUUAUAGCUUGGUCCCUACAUUUAGUUGUGCAUGUCAAAUUUUCAGACUGAUUGGAAAACAGGCACCAUUUUGGAUUUUUACAGUUCAAGUAUGUUACUGCUGUUUUGUAGAAAGUACAUGUAAUUAUAAUUUCUGAGAAAUUAAUCAAGGAAUGUAUCCAAUGACAUUUGUGGUUUCUUCUUCAUCACUUGUGUUCAUUAUUGAGACAGAAGAACUAAAACAGGUAGUGAAUUUAUAUCAAUUCAAUAUGAAAUGUCAAAAGGUAAAAUAUGAGAAAAAGAGGAUAGAAGAGAUGGCCGAUUGCUUUCCACACAAUAUAUUUUUUGAAGGAAUUAUCAUAGUUUGAAGAUACUUGCUUGGUAGACUGGUUACUAAUUAUGUUGACUACUUUCACAGGAACUUGAUGACUGAACACAAAUACAUGUAAUAAUUAUAAAUGCUAUGUCAUGUGUUUUAUGUUUUUAUGCAUGUUUCCUACUCUCAUUUUAAGUUUAUACAAUAUUUUCAGGGGCGGGGGAUCUUGCAUGACGACAAUGUCCUUGUUUAUCGUUUAUAUCUAUUAUACAUAAUCUUAAGCCUUCCAUUAAAUUUUCACACACUUAACAAUUUUGAUAGUGUAUAAAUUGAUAGUUAAUAAAAUUUAUGGAUAUCAUUCAAUUAAUUUUAUAAAAUUAAUUAUGAUUUGUGGAGAUUGAAGUACAUGCUGUGCUUUAUGUAGUGAAAUAUACAGAGAAUGUAUAUAUAUAUAUACAUGUCUAUAUUUCUUACCUGAAGAGUCGGGAAAAGGGUGAAAGCUGCUUGUAAGUUGGUUGUUGAACUUUGUUAUUUUUUCUAUACAUGUAUAUAUACACAAAUAUAUAUGAUAGACGAUUUGUCACUAUGAUCAUGUCAUUCUUUUUAAGAAUGUAGAUGUGGCCUGUGUUAUAAGCUGUGGGUAUUUCUGGUCAGUCGAUUAUAUUUUUAGGUGCCAUAGAUCGUGAGUUUGAGGCCAGUCAGGGAAUGGCUCUUGAAAUUGUCAUCCUUAACUUUUUUUAUUUAUUUAUCAUUUGUGUUACUAUAUGUUACACUAUAAAUACGUAUAAAUAUAUAUGGACAUAAUUUAUGAUAUACACAUUUUUACCCCUCUAAUUAAUACAUUGUACCUAUAUCAUUAAAAAAAUCACAAUCACCAAUGCUACAUCAAUUUAUAAAUAGCUUUAUUCUGGUUUUAUAAUGAUUUUUAACGAUUAUGUAAUUUUAGGGUUAGUGUUUGGUGUAAAUGGAAGUUUUUACAUUCUUAAUUAAGAUACCAUUACUAUGGUAUAGACAUGUAUAGUUUUCCAGACAUUAUACUGAUCAGACAUUCUGGUUGUUAUUUUGCCAUACAGGUACAGCUGUAUGUAUUUUGCAAUGUGUUGUUACUUAUAUUAUAAAGUACAUGUAAAUAUUGACAUUAAAAAAUGGCACCAUUUACUCUAGAUGUUAGAGUUGUUGUCAGAUUUUGAUUUAUGUCGGUGCUUAAAUUUUUCAUUAGUAAGUUAUUAAUUUAAUGGUAUGAACCAUAUCCAUGUUGUAUAUCUUGUGUAUACAUAGACUUGUCAGAGUACAUAUACAAUAAUAUGGGCAUGAAUAUGUAUAAUCAGUAUUGUAAGAUUAAAUGGAUAUGUAUUACACUGC
Pecten maximus is the source of this 4567-nucleotide messenger RNA. Its product is annotated as zinc finger protein 227-like. The record is from RefSeq and is a predicted model, not a curated record. Lineage: Eukaryota; Metazoa; Mollusca; Bivalvia; Pectinida; Pectinidae. The coding region runs from base 381 to 2012 and encodes 543 amino acids. The transcript has 3 exons.